GUCGGCCUCGAUCCCACCCGCUGCGUGACAAUGGCCCAAUCACUCAAUGCGCAGCGAAUAGACGCCGUCUUUCAGUCUCGGCCUGACAUCAUUGCCAGGAUCAGCCAAGCUGCAGACUCUCCUGCUCGAAUUGCCCUCUUCAACGAAAUCGCCGACCACGUCUUCGAACGGUUACAAGAGCAUGGAGAGCCCUCACAGAAGAGGAGGAAAGUCGGGGCAGAGGCAGGCAGCCCAAGCAGCCAGGCAGCGCUUUCAAACGCGGCAGACGAGGCUGUCCUUCUGAGCAUUGCAGAGAUUUCGGUGUCCGUGCCUCAGAGGAAGAAGCUGGAGAUGUGCUUCACCUCCAACCACUUAUAUGCCAGAGCCCCUGGAACAACAGCUCCCCUGCAAGGCGUCAGCUAUGCGUGGAGAGAUAUUGAAUAUGCCUUCUAUCUCCCCGUCCCCGAAAAGGCCCAGGUCCAGCACAACUACAUCAUAUUUCCCAAAGGAACGUGCUUACCUUCCAAGACGGCCCCUCCGCCAUCCGUAGAACCGCUCGUCUUCACGGUCCCUGCAACUGCCCCAAAGCAAGGCACAAUUGGAGGAAGUGAGUCGGGAUCCGCCGCCGCAGUAUCAGACACCUACAAGUCCUUGUUCCAUUGGGCCUUUAGUCAGCGAUUACAGGCUGCAGGCACCGGCGUAAAGAUUGUCUCUGCCGAUCCAAACAAGUUUCACAGCAUGAUUCGCCAGCCUCACCGGCCAAACGAGACGGCGGUCCACAUCGGCGGCUUCAGGGGCUCAAAGGACGGCUUCCUCUUCUUCCUCGAAAACGGCAUCUUCUGGGGCUUCAAGAAACCACUCAUCUUCAUCCCCAUGAACCGCAUCGCCGCAAUCAGCUACACGAGCAUUCUGCAAAUCACAUUCAACAUGGUGGUCGAAGUCUUCACAGACGAGGACGGCAAGACGGAAGAACUGGAGUUCGGUAUGCUCGACCAGCAAAACUACGGCGGCAUCGAUGACUACGUCAAGACAAACAGGCUUCAGGACAGGAGCAUGGCCGAGCAGAGAAAGGGCAAGCUACAGCUGGCUGAAAACAAGGCGCCCAAGAAGAAGGAUGGCGAAGAGGAGAAUGGCGAUGCAGAAGGUGAGGGGGCAGGCGAUGGCAUGACUGAGCUGGAGCGUGCGCAGAUGGAGGCCGAACAGCAGCUACAAGAUGAAGAAGACGAAGACGAGGAGGACUACGACCCUGGAAGUGAGGGCGAGAGCGAAGGCUCAGGCUCCGAUGAUGACGAUGACGACUCCGACGAUGAUGACGACGAUGAAGAGGACGACGAAGAGGACCCAGAAGGCGAAGGAGAAGAGGGCGGCGAGGAGGAAGAGGAAGAAGAAAAGCCCGUCGUCAAACAAGAGCUCCCAAAGCCUGCUCCAAGGGCAAGCAGAGCAGCCAAACCAGCCAAACCCGCGCCCCCCGCCAAACCAGCCAAGUCAACCAAGCCAGCCAAGCCAACCAAGCCAGCCAAGCCAACCAAGCCAGCGGCCAAGCCAGCCAAGCCAGUCAAAGCUGAGGAGCCCAGCAUUCCCGUCCGAACAGGCUGGGCAGCCUUUACUUCCCGAUCAAAUGCAGAUGUUGACAUGGCUGAUAACGACGAUGAAAAGUUUGAUGUGGUGGGAUAAGAGAAAGAGAGGAGAUGUCGAGGACAAAGGGUGUCAAGGACAAAGGGUGUCGAGGACAAAGGGUGUCGAGGACAAAGAGUGUCAAGGACAAAGAGUGUCAAGGACAAAGGGUGUCGAGGACAAAGGUGUCUGGGACAAAAAAGUGUUUGGCCAAAAGGUGUCUAGGACAUAAGGUGUCCGAGACAAAAGGACAUACGACAUAUGGCAUGCGACACACCUGUCUCCUCUAUUUGGAGUGCGUGUGUGAGUUGGCGUCUGACGGUCAGGGGCACGGGCUUAAUAAAGCAUAAAGGCAGCAAGUCAGACAAUAGAGACAUGCUAUUAAUUUGAAGAAUGCCAUUUAUUGAAAAAGCU
Trichoderma atroviride IMI 206040 is the source of this 2007-nucleotide messenger RNA. RefSeq lists its product as uncharacterized. Gene Ontology annotation, molecular function: histone binding; nucleosome binding. Lineage: Eukaryota; Fungi; Ascomycota; Sordariomycetes; Hypocreales; Hypocreaceae. The record is from RefSeq and is a predicted model, not a curated record.